AUGAAGUGCACCAACUGCGGUUCGUCCGCCAUCGACUUCGCCGACAACCAGGCAGUAUGUUCGCAAUGUGGUGUCGUGCUGGAAGAGUCGCAGAUCGUGAGCGACAUCACCUUCGGUGAGAACUCCGCUGGUGGUGCUGUUGUCCAAGGCAGCAUGAUCGCGGCCGAUCAGGCACGCGCGCGCGUCUCUGGUCCUAGCGGCUUCCGUGGCGGCUACGUCAGCGAAUCGCGCGAGAUGACCAUCUCCAACGCUCGAAUUGGUAUCAACAACAUGGCGUCGGCACUACGCAUCCCAUCUCACGUCGCCGAUCGCGCGCUCCGCUUCUUCACGCUGGCGCUCGACGGUGGUGCAUCUGCCGCGACGGGCGACGAGCCCAAGAACUAUGUCCUCGGUCGCAAGUCCGAAUACACGGUCGCAUCCUGUCUCUACGUCGCCUGUCGAAUGGAGAAGACGACCCACAUGCUCAUCGACUUCGCCGACGCCAUCCAGGUCAACGUGUUUGUUCUCGGCCGAUCCUACCUCAAGCUGAUCCGCAUUCUCAACUUGCGUCUGCCGUUGAUCGAUCCAUCCAUCUACAUUGCGCGCUUCGCAGCGUUGCUCGACUUUGGCGAAGAGACGCAGAAAGUCGCCUACGACGCAUCGAGGCUCGUCUCGCGCUUCCAAAAGGACUGGAUCACUGAAGGUCGCCGUCCCGCUGGCAUCUGCGGCGCCUGCCUCAUGCUCGCUGCACGCAUGAACCACUUCCGACGCUCGGUCAGCGAGGUGAUCCAGGUAGUCAAGAUUGCUGAUGUGACGCUCAAAGCGCGUUUGGAGGAGUUCAAGAAGACGCCUACUGGCCAGCUCUCGGUCCAAGACUUUCGAAACGUCUGGCUCGAGGAGGAGCACGCUCCACCUGCCUACCUUCGCGCUGUGGCGCCACCCACCACCAAGCGAAAGCGCAAGUCCAACAAGAACAUCAAACUCGAGGGCAUCGAGGUUGCGGACGACUCCGACGCGGCCGACGCGGACGCAGAUGCUGAGGGUGAAGCCGACGCGGGGACCAGUGCGAGGACCGCAGUAGCUGAAGACGCAGACGCCAUCGAUCCGGCAUUGGAGAAGGUGGUUGACGAGGCGACGGAGCAAGAGAUCCAGCAAUACCUGCAGCAGAGUCUGGCGCAGGAGCUCGACAAGGCCCUCGAGACGCAGGAACGCGAGCGAGAGGAACGCGCCAAGUCGGGUCAGGUGGCCUCGACGUCGAGCCGACCUGCAGCAGCAAGCGAUGCUGGUCCUAUCCCGGACGCCAACGGAGCCGGCCCUUCUGGAACUCGUGAUCCGUCUCUCGACAUCAGCAGAGCCGGUAAGCUGCUUCCCCUCGGCGGUCUUGGCAUGGACGUCCAAAGCACUUUUGGCGACGACGCCGAAGCUGCACUCGACGGCGUUGCUGACGACGCUGACGCAACUUCAGCCGAUAGGAGGCGCAGCGUAGGGCCGCACGCCGACGAGCUGGCCGACCUGGACGAGGACGAACUGGACCGAUUCAUCCUGUCACCGGAAGAGGUGCGGAUCAAAGAACGCGUCUGGAUGGAGUUCAACAAGGACUGGAUGGAGCAGAUGCUCAAGAAGCAGCUCAAGCUCGAACACGACCAAAAGAUGGGUGUGCCCAUCCGCGAGCCAUACAAGCGCAAGAAGCCCAAGGCGCCACGCGACGCAUCGACGGCGAUGCACAACACAUCGGCGGCCGAAUCUGCCAAGAUGAUGCUCAAGCAGAAGCAGUUCAGCAAGAAGAUCAACUACGAUGCGUUGAACAACCUCUUCCCUGGUGCCAAGGUGGUUGGCGGAGGCAGCGGAAAGGGCGGGAGCGGCAAGACAAGGAGUGGCGCUAGGAAGGGCCGCAAGCGAGGCAGACAGCAGAGCAGCGACGAGUCGUCCUCGGAGGAGGAAGAGGAGGACGCGGCGGCCAACGGUAAGAGAGGCAAGAAGGGCCGCAAGGGCAAGAAGGCGAGCAAGAAGUCGCAAGGCACCGCUCAAGGCUACUUUGAAUCGGACAACAACGACUCGCAGAUGGAGGUUGUUGAGGAGGACGGCGAGAUGUUGCCUCCUUCGCAUCCACUGCGCAGGAAGGAGACGAGACUCAACAAGCGCGGCGCCGGACAGCUGUCGUCGGCUGCGGAAGAGUCGGCUACCGACCUGGGCGAGGAGAUGAACGAGCCCGCCGACGGUGGAGCGAUGCUCCUCAACGAGGCGACAAUGCGCAGUCAGCUCGGCUACUUCAACGAUGACACCGAGGACGAUUGA
Molecule: messenger RNA, 2274 nt
Organism: Kalmanozyma brasiliensis GHG001
Lineage: Eukaryota; Fungi; Basidiomycota; Ustilaginomycetes; Ustilaginales
Product: Transcription factor TFIIB, cyclin-like domain protein
Exons: 1
Coding region: 1-2274 (757 amino acids)
Biological process (GO): DNA-templated transcription initiation; transcription preinitiation complex assembly; transcription by RNA polymerase III
Cellular component (GO): transcription factor TFIIIB complex; nucleus; transcription preinitiation complex
Molecular function (GO): RNA polymerase III general transcription initiation factor activity; TBP-class protein binding; RNA polymerase III type 3 promoter sequence-specific DNA binding
Source: RefSeq, a predicted model, not a curated record